GUGAGAGUCUGGCGUUACCUGAAAGGCAAAGACAUCGUCACUCAUGAGAUCCUCUUGGAUGGCGGGAACAAGGUGGUUAUCGGUGGCUUCGGGGACCCAUUAAUCUGCGACAACCAAGUCUCGACUGGGGACACACGGAUUUUCUUCGUCAACCCAGCCCCGCAGUACAUGUGGCCAGCACACCGCAAUGAGCUGAUGCUGAACUCCAGCCUCAUGCGGAUAACGCUGCGCAACCUGGAGGAGGUGGAGCACUGCGUGGAAG
This is a messenger RNA of Balearica regulorum gibbericeps (East African grey crowned-crane), 262 nucleotides long. The record is from RefSeq and is a predicted model, not a curated record. Lineage: Eukaryota; Metazoa; Chordata; Aves; Gruiformes; Gruidae.